This is a messenger RNA of Microthlaspi erraticum, 1353 nucleotides long. The record is from the annotation of a GenBank genome assembly. Lineage: Eukaryota; Viridiplantae; Streptophyta; Magnoliopsida; Brassicales; Brassicaceae.
AUGUUUAGGAGGUAUGGUAACCCGGCGGCGGAGGCUGAAAACGCGACAGCUCCGAUAGAGGUGUGGUGGGACAUGAAGGGCUGUCCGGUUCCCGAGGGUUAUGAUGCUGGUCGGGUGCGUCCCAGUUUAGAAGCUGCGUUCAAGAAGCUAGGCUACUCUGGUCCUGUCUCCAUCACUGCCUAUGGCGACCAUAAACAGACCCCUGAUGACCACCUGCGAGGGCUCUCUUCGACCGGAGUCUCUAUUGCACAUACCAAACCCGAAAGCAUAUGCUCACUCAUGUAUUCUGACAUGCUGGAGUGGCGAGCUCAGAAUCCUCCUCCGGCGACAAUGAUGCUCAUAUCCGAUCAGGUGGAAGAGGUCUUCUCUUGGGAUCUGGCCAGGCUACAACAAGCCACCAUGUACAACCUUUUCGUGGCUUAUCCAUCCAAGCCUCAAGCUUUUUUCUCAUCUUCAGAUCUGGAGACUGGUGCAGAUUGGCUCUGGAAUGAAUUACUUGAGCUCGGAAUCAGUACGGAAUCGUGCAGUGAAUUAUCAGCCGCCAUGUUUUAUUGCAAAUCGUGCUGUUUCCGUGGCCAAAGCCUCAAGGGUUUCAGGAAGCAUCUCUCCAGUAGAAAGCAUGCAGUGCAAGAGGUUCUAAACCGUACGCAUCCAGACCUUGACCAGGUAACGAGGAAGUGGGGAAAGAACUACGCGGCGGAGCCUGAAUACGCGACAGCUCCAAUAGGUGUGUGGUGGGACAUGGACGACUGUCCGAUUCCCGAGGGUUAUGAUGCUCGCCAGGUCCGUGCGAGUAUAGAAGCUGCGUUCAAGAAACUAGGCUACUCUGGUCCUGUCUCCAUCACUGCCUAUGGCGACCAUAAACAGACCCCUGAUGACCACCUGCGAGGGCUGUCUUCCACUGGAGUCGCUCUUGCACAGACCAUUCCCGAAGUCACAUACAAGCGCAUGGGUUCAGACAUGAGGGAAUGGCGAGAUCAAAAUCCUCCCCCGGCUACAAUGAUGCUCAUAUCCGAUUAUGCGGAACAUGUCUUCUCAGGCCUUACAAAAUGUCAGUCCUGCUCACUUGUGCCGAGUGGCUUUGGGAAAGCUUACUUGCAGAGACAAGAAGACACCUUCUUCGCAAGUGCAGUGAAAGUGAAAGGGGUGGUGAAUCUACCGAAAUGUUCUAUUGCAAAUUGUGCUUUUGUGAUUGCAAAAGCCUUGAUGGUUUCAGGAACCAUCUCUCAAUUGGUGCCCAACAUGAAUGGAAAGAGCGUGCUAUUAGAGAGAAUAUUGAAUCACACAACUACGAUCGAGAGCAAUGUCAAAAGGCGGAAAUACUUGAAAAUUUUCCAAAGAGCAAACGUUUGA